GUGUUCCUCGAUCACGAGGGGGGUCAACUAUUCCUCUCCUACCCCCCAAAGUGCCAACGAGACUGGCAUUUAUAAAGAAAAGUAGAAGUGCUGCACCUUUGCGCAGCGGCCGCCUUUAGCUGAACGGUCCCCUCUGAGUGCACAAAGGCAGCUGCUGGAGGAACUGUUCAGUGCGAGAGACGAGCCGAGCGCUGAGAGGCGUAAUAAACAACCCCCGGCUAGCUACAGACAGGGACGCGGACUCGAAGUCGCUCUCCGGCCCAAGCCCGUAGCUUUACUCCGUGAAACCGGAUUCCAUCGUCAGGUUAAGACUUAUACAGUGUUGUUGCAGGUGUUUGGGUAGAGGGAGAGCAGCAUGGUGAAGGCCAAAUCCGCUCCGAGGAAGACCUCUCAGCAACACACGAAGAGUUCCAGCAGGAUGGAGGUGGAGAUGGAGGAGAUCCCCCAGGACGAGCCCAAACCUGAGCCUGAGAGCCAUGUUACCAGAGACCAGUGCUGCCAGACAGACGAGCCACAGCCCAGCAGCCCUAACCCAAUGACUGACCUUAACCCAGGCCCUGACGCAGCCCCCAGGACACCGGGGUACUGCGUGGAGCCAGGUGACCCUCCUCUGUUGCAGCAGCAGCUCCAGACCUCCAAGUCUGGCAUCCAGCAGAUCACAGAGGUCUUCCGCUCAGGUACUGCCCAGCUGAAGCACAUGCUGCUGAAUGAGGUGGACACCAUCUUUGAGUGUAAGACAUGUCGCAGCUUGUUCCGGGGCCUGCCCAACCUCAUCACCCACAAAGAGUACUACUGCCUCACCAGACUGUCCAAGCCGGACGAUCCAGCGGGCGAGGGUGACAAGCAGAGCGGGGCCAUGAAGGACCUCCUGGAGGCCAUCUACCCCAGGAAGGACCGGCCGGACUACGUGAUGCGCCUGGAGCCAAUCCAGACCUCCAAUAACGCUGUGUUCCAGUUCAUGUCCUCAGAGGAGGAGCUGGCCCACUUCCCUCGGGCUCCACACACCCCUGGAGGGACCCACACACACAGCCCUGAGCCCUGGGGGGAGCAGGGAGGGACGCCGGAGAAUGGACAGACGGGAGAGGGGGAGGACAGGAGGAGGAGUGACCAGGAGGAGGAGGAGGGAGGAGAGGAGGCGGCGCAGCCCGAGGAGGAGGGGUCUACGAGCGGGGUGGAGGACGUUACCAUCUCGUGCUGCCUGUGUGGUAAGGACUUCAACUCUCGCCGCAGCAUCCGCCGCCACUGUCGCAAGAUGCACCAGACCAAGCUGGAGGAGCUCCGGAAGUUCACCGAGACGCGCACCGUUCCUAUCAGCCUCCUCUCCAUGGUCAAAGGUCGGUCCCGCCCCUUGCACACGCCCAGCGGCAAGUCCUGCCCCGUCUGCUUCAAGUCCUUCGCCACCAAGGCCAACGUGCGGCGCCAUUUUGACGAGGUGCACCGCGGCCUGCGCCGGGACACCAUCACGCCGGACAUCGCCACGCGCCCCGGCCAGCCGCUGUCCCUGGAGGCCACGCCUCCCCGCAAGAGCGCCAACUCCUCACCCACAAGAGGUCACACCCCAAAGAGCGGAGGAGCCGCGGCUGCUACCACCCCUCAGCCCCCCAAAAGCUCCACCGCGGCGCCCCCUGCCCCUUCUCUCCUGGCAUCGGCCCUGUACAACCUGGCCUCCUGCCGCUGUCUGCUCUGCAAGAGGAAGUACAGCUCCCAGGUCAUGUUAAAGAGACACAUGCGCAUCGUCCACAAGAUCUACAAUCUCAAGAACCUCAAGAACGUUAGCUCCGUCUCCAUGACCACGGCCGCAAAUACAUCCACGGCGACCAACAAAAACAACAGCAGCAAAACAGCGACCAACACUGACAGCACCCCUAGCAACAGAACCCCUAUCAACAGCCUGAGCGUGAAGGAGGAGGCGGUGGAACCCUGGGACGACCCUGACUCCAGCCCCGCCUCGACGCCAGGCGACACGGACGGGAGGGACACGGACAGGAAGGGCAUGGCCGUGGCAACCAAGGCAGGUCAAAAGAUCAAAGAGGAAGAGGGUGGCGGCAGCCCCAAGACAUGGACUCGUUCCACGUCCAUCAACAGCACCGGUGGUACUAGUAGCGGGACUCUUGGGAGACCCCCUCAGAAGCUCUCGGUGGGUUUCGACUUCAAGCAGCUGUUCUGCAAGCUGUGCAAACGUCAGUUCAGCUCGCGCCAGAACCUCACCAAGCACAUCGAGCUGCACACGGACGGCACGGACAUCUUCAUCAAGUUCUACCGCUGCCCGCUCUGCCGCUACGAGUCCCGGCGCAAGCGCGACGUCCUGCGCCACGUGACGGUGGUGCACAAGAAGUCGACGGGCUACCUGGCCAAGAUCGUGCCCAAGCUGGAGUCGCGUGCGGUCAAGCGGCCGGCUGAGGUGGUCCUCAACUCUGCCCCCAAUGCCAACAACAACAAGAGAGGAGGAACAACGGUCAAGGAGGAGGUGAACGGGUGCCACUCGGCUCCCUCUCCCCCUACGCCCCCAGUCACACGCAAACAGGAGCUCCUCAACAACUCCUCCUACCCAGUCACACGUAAACAGGACCUCCUCUCCUCCACCUCCUCCUCCACUCCGGUCACUCGCAACCAGGAGAGACAGGAGAGGCAGCAGGAGGCCCAAACCGGGUCACCUGUCUCCCGUAAGAACGACAAACAACUCCCCGACACCCCCGCCCCGACGCCCCUCAACACGCGUCGCCAUGACGCUCACCAGGAGAGCAGCAGUAGCACAGAGGUGCGUGUCACCAAGAACUUCUCGCUCCACGCGUGUGACGUGUGCGGCCGGGCCUUCGCCAAGAAACUCUACCUGGAGUCCCAUAAGAGGAGCCACCGGAACGCCACGCCACCGGUCAGCACGCCGCCCAGCGGCGCCAGGGCUAAGGGGGUCAGCACUCGGUCCAAGGCACUACUCUGAUCCCCAGUCUCGUCUCACUCCUGGUUCUUGGGAGCCUCCAUCCUGAGAGGAGAGACUUAACGGAUGAAAGAGCACCGCUAACGAUGAUGAAGAAAGUAGCUGGGCUGGGAAUGUGGUGCAAGCGAAACAGAGAGAGGGAGGAGAAGGGGUGAAAGAAGGAGAGACUUCACAUCUAAGGGACCAAAAGUAUUGUUGGAACCCCGCACUAGAAGGGAUGGGAGCCAACAUGAUGCCAGAGGAGUGGAGUCAGUGGACACUCAAGGAAUCAUCUGCAGAGGCACUGAUGCUAUCACACUGCUGUGUGUAGGUUACCAUCAUUGUAUGUACAUGUAGAUCUAUAUAUAUAUAAUAUAUAUAUAUAUAUAUAUAUAUAUAUAUACACACCUGAACCUGGUCUAGACUUGAGCCUGUAUAAACCUUAGGGGUGGGGAGAGAAGAGGGCAGGGUUGGGAGCGCUCUUAGCACACCAUAGAUAUCCCAUAUCUGACCAGUAGAGGGUGCUCCAGUUCUGCUUUAUAGGAUUAGACUUUAAGGUAGGGCUCUCCAACCCUGUUUCCGGAGAGCUACCCUCCUGUAUGUUUUCACGCCAAACCCAGUGGUGUCUUACCUGAUUCAUCUUAUCAACUAGCUAAUUAUUAGAAUCAGGUGUGCUAGAUUAGGGUUGGGGUGAAAAACCUACAGGACGGGUUGGAGAGACCUCCCCAUGUGUAUGCUGUGAAGUUGGCCCAGCCAGAGCCAGCAGUAGUGAUGUUAGUGGUUUAUUUCCCCAGCUCAUAGUAAGCUAUCAUCCACUGGGAAAGACUCCAUAUUAACUUCAUCCAGAUAGGCUUGAGUUUUUCUGGCAUUCCAAGAGAUAUAGUUUGGGUGAUUAUCUGACAAAGAAAGACCAGUAGAUAGCUGACCAGCGAUACUCUGGCACAUUGAAGAGACUGUGACCAUUUGAUUGAUUGAUUGAGUGGCUAUGGCUGUGUUUAAACAGGCAGCCCACUUCUGACUUUUUAUUUUCUCGCUAAUUGGACUUUUGACCAAUCAGAUCAGCUCUGAAAAAGCUCUGAUAGGCAAUUCUCAUGAAACUGUGAAAAAUGAAAAAAUGAAUUAAAGUGUAAUUUUUCACGGAAUUUCCUCUUGAAUCACUGAGAUUAGGAUCUGUGCUGUGAUCUUAUCUAUUUCAUAAUUACUCUACUUUUUUUAUCAGAUAUUAUGCAUUUUACUAGCCUUUUCACAAAACUCAUUACCGUAACAGUUUUCGAAGUCCCAAAAAGUGCUAUAUAUUUAUAAUAUUAUUUAAUAUUGCCCUAAUGACAAGAGUUAAACACUGAAAAUGUAAAUAUUUGAAAUGAAAUUGUUCAGUUAUAAAGUUAUAAAAUGAAAUUGUUCAGUUUUAAAGUUAUAAAAUGAAAUUGUUCAGUUAUAAAGUUAUAAAAUGAAAUUGUUCAGUUAUAAAAUGAAAUCAGACUUUCCAAUUUGAGCUCUUUAGCUGAUUCGGUAAUUACAGUAAUGGAACACGUCCUCAGACAGACACUGUGUUUGUAUGUAAUAAAUAUUAUAGUUUAAUGUAAACUUCAGCUACUAACCCAUUUUUAUGAUUUAUGGACAAAUGUAUGAUAUAUGUACAGCAACAUAUUUUGUGUUUUCUAAAGAAAACAUUUAUAAUCACCCGAGAAUUUAAUCCGGACGGACACAUUUCGGAAAUUAGAAUUUGGGGUGAAAAUGUACAAAAUUCAGGGAAAAUGUUACCUUCCCAAUAACUACAUAUCUUAGUCCUCAGAAUGAUAGUUAAUUUUUCCAGAUGCACCAUGGUUUUGUAGCUCAAUUUGCUACAGACUUUUAAAAAAAUGGUUUCAUGAAAAUCAUGAUGUGAAAAGAUCCGAUUGGUCAAGAAAACAAUUAGUGAGGGGGGGGGGGAAUCUGAAUUAUGUCUUGUUCAGUCAGAAAGCCAUGGCACAGUAGAAAAGAAACAGACCAAAUUGUAUUUUUCUAACGGAAAAGCUUGUUAAAAUAUCAUAUGGAUGGUAUAAACAAUAGAUAUAUUGGCAGAUGUAUAGGUGAUGUAUAGUUUUUGUUUCAAUCUCCCUGAAAAGUAGAUAUAUUGUAUAGCCUACUGUUGGUUGCAUAUGCUCCAGUAUCUCUGAAUAGUGAGAGAUUUUGUUUUCCUCUAUUUGUUCAAAGCACUGAAGAAUCUGUUACGUUCAGACUCUCACUCAUACGACUGUGUCAAAACCAGAUGAUGAAAUGACGUAGGGAGUUUUCUUUCUUUCUUUAAAGGAGAAGAUGUGUGUUUUUGGCGGCACAUCUGUGACCGAGCAGAAGGGAAAUGAAGUGAUUUUCCUUUUCAUGACUGACUUUCCUUACUGGUCCUCUACAUUCAGAUAUAAAAGAGUGGAGACAUUUUUCCAGGCCUACUAGCUGACCUGAAGCACCUCCGUAGGAUAAGGAGAAGCGUAGAUCAGUUAGGUUUUCUGUUGAAAAUAACGUAACCCAUUAAUCCAUCCGGAAGAAAUCAACUGUUACCCCAAUAAUAAACAGCCCAAAAGGAAAA
Oncorhynchus tshawytscha (Chinook salmon) is the source of this 5477-nucleotide messenger RNA. Its product is annotated as zinc finger protein 800. The transcript has 8 exons. Bases 356 to 2938 code for a protein of 860 amino acids. The record is from RefSeq and is a predicted model, not a curated record. Lineage: Eukaryota; Metazoa; Chordata; Actinopteri; Salmoniformes; Salmonidae.